This is a messenger RNA of Monodelphis domestica (gray short-tailed opossum), 5536 nucleotides long. It is a transcript of the gene MCCC1, whose product is annotated as methylcrotonyl-CoA carboxylase subunit 1. Gene Ontology annotation, molecular function: ATP binding; metal ion binding; methylcrotonoyl-CoA carboxylase activity. NCBI's taxonomy places the organism in Eukaryota, Metazoa, Chordata, Mammalia, Didelphimorphia, Didelphidae. Gene Ontology annotation, cellular component: mitochondrion. The record is from RefSeq and is a predicted model, not a curated record.
ACUUCGUAAUCUACCUGAGGAGCGUCAGGCAGCCCUUCCCGAAGAAGGAAGGAAGGAAGGCGGGACUGAGUCCGAGAUGACCCAACGCGCUUCCCAACCUUGCCCCCUCUGCCGGUAGACUAGGGAGGGACGUACGACAAGCAAACUAAAUCGGUAGAAGGGGAAGACUUCUGAACCGGAAAGACUCCUCCGGAGAGGAUGACGGAAGGAACUUCACCCCUUUGGGCGCUGAGAAGCCCCGCCCUCCCUUUGCCCCCACCUCCCGCCUCCAGAUAGUUCCGCCUCCAGUUGCCCCACCCCCGAAGGCUGCUGACAAUCGACCAAUUGGGCUGCAAGGAGUCUUACUACACCCCCAUCUUGAUUUUUAUUGGCCAAUUCAGAGACACCGCCCCUCUCAGGAUCGGGCUCGGAUUGACUAAGUCUCUGGGUCUGGUGGGGACAGCGGCCCUGACCCAGAGACCCUGCAAAAGAGGCUCUAGAGUGGGAGCUUUGAGGCUCGUGGAGUUCUCUGAAGAUUGCUCGAAAGCCUCGGACCUGGGGACAUGGGGACACCCCUUGGGGCUGCGGCUCUUCUGGUGGCAGAGAGAAGCCCAUGGUGGCAUGUGCGGGGCCUGCUGCUGCCAGGGCGAUGGAUUUGGAAACAAAGAACUAUGAGACAUUCAUCAACUGGAAGAAACAACAUUACCAAGGUCCUUAUUGCAAAUAGAGGAGAAAUCGCCUGCAGAGUGAUACAAACAGCAAGAAAAAUGGGUGUGCAGUCAGUGGCUGUCUACAGUGAGGCCGACCGGAACUCCGCACAUGUGGAUAUGGCAGAUGAAGCAUACUUCAUUGGCCCAGCUGCCUCACAGCAGAGUUACCUUUCCAUGGAAAAAAUCAUUCAAGUGGCCAAGACCUCAGCAUCACAGGCUAUUCAUCCAGGGUAUGGCUUCCUCUCAGAAAACACUGAGUUUGCAGAAUUGUGUAAACAAGAGAGAAUCAUUUUCAUAGGGCCCCCUUCUUCUGCUAUCAGAGAUAUGGGAAUUAAGAGCACAUCCAAGGCAAUCAUGUCUGCUGCUGGGGUUCCUGUUAUUGAAGGUUACCACGGGGAAGAUCAAUCAGACCAGUGCCUAAAGGAACAUGCCAGAAAAAUCGGUUAUCCAAUCAUGAUUAAAGCAGUUCGUGGCGGAGGUGGAAAAGGCAUGAGGAUAGCUAGGUCAGAAGAAGAAUUUCAAGAACAAUUAGAAUCAGCAAGGAGAGAAGCCAAGAAGUCUUUCAAUGAUGAUGCUAUGCUGAUAGAGAAAUUUGUGGACACCCCAAGGCAUGUAGAAGUUCAGGUGUUUGGUGACCAGCAUGGCAAUGCUGUGUAUUUGUUUGAAAGAGACUGCAGUGUACAGAGAAGGCACCAGAAAAUCAUCGAAGAGGCCCCAGCGCCUGGAAUUGAUCUUGAAGUAAGAAGGAAGCUUGGAGAAGCUGCUGUGAGAGCCGCAAAAGCUGUCAAUUAUGUGGGCGCAGGAACUGUGGAGUUUAUCAUGGACCCAAAUCACAAUUUCUAUUUUAUGGAGAUGAACACAAGGUUGCAGGUGGAGCACCCCGUCACCGAGAUGAUCACUGGAACUGACUUGGUGGAGUGGCAGCUUCGGAUUGCUGCAGGAGAGAAGAUCCCUUUGAGCCAGGAAGAAAUAAGACUGAAUGGCCAUGCCUUUGAAGCACGAAUAUAUGCAGAAGAUCCUCAAAAUAAUUUUAUGCCUGGGGCAGGACCACUUGUGCACUUGUCUACACCACCCUCAGGACCUAGUCUUCGGAUUGAAACUGGAGUAAGGCAAGGUGAUGAAGUUUCCGUGCACUAUGACCCCAUGAUUGCCAAACUUGUCGUCUGGGCUGCUGACCGCCAAGCCGCUUUGAAGAAGCUUCGGUACAGCCUUCACCAGUACAACAUCGUAGGAUUGAACACCAACAUCGACUUCUUACUGACUCUUUCCAGCCACCCCGAGUUUGAAGCUGGCAACGUGCACACAGACUUCAUCCCACAACACCACCAGGACUUGUUCCCCCCUCCGAGUGCCACUGCCAAAGAAGUUCUAUGUCAAGCAGCUUUGGCUCUCCUCCUCCAGGAGAAAGCUGUGACGGAUGCUUUCAGGGUUCAGACAAAGGAUCAGUUCUCGCCUUUUGCAUCCAGUAGUGGCAGAAGAUUAAACUUCUCUUACACUAGAGACGUGACUCUCAAAGAUGGGCAAAACAAUGUGGCCAUCGCUGUACAGUACAACCGGGAUGGCUCCUACCGCAUGCAGGUUGAAGAUAAAACUUUUGAAGUCUUUGGUGACCUUUGUAAGGAAGGAGACUCCACAUACCUGAAAUGUUCUGUUAAUGGAAUUGUUAGUAAACCUAAGUUGAUUAUCUUGGACAACACCAUUCACUUGUUUUCCAUGGAAGGCAGUGCUCGGAUUGGCAUCCCAGUGCCCAAAUAUUUGUCAGUGGCAAGUUCAGAAGGAGCACAGACGAGUACCCUUGCACCCAUGACUGGGACAAUUGAGAAGAUCUUUGUGAAAGCCGGAGACAGAGUGAAGACUGGAGACACCCUGAUGGUUAUGAUAGCUAUGAAGAUGGAGCACGCCAUCAGGUCCCCGAAGGACGGCACGAUAAAGAACGUCCUCUUCCGAGAAGGUUCUCAGGCCAACAGACACGCUUCACUAAUCGAGUUUGUAGAAGAAGAACCGGGAGAAUCCGAAUCCAAAUGAGCCCAGCCGGGAGGCCCGUCCCUACAUGAUCUCGGGCUUGUGCGCCGGACCCCCGAGCCUCCGGGCGCCGGCUCAGCGGCCGGCCUGCUCACUCGCCGUCCCGCUUCUGUUGUGCUUUAGACGCUCUCUUCACUCGCUCUACACUCAAUAAACCGCAUCUGUGUAACCAGAGGGGCGGCAGCUUCGCGCGUUUCAUCCCGUAGACUUUCAAGGGAGGGAGGCAGGCCAGAACGGUGGGAAGAAGCGCCGUCCUCGAGCCGCGGCGCUUCGACUGCCGUCGCUUGUGAUUUCUGUUGAAAUGUCCCUCUCUAUGGUGCGGCCCCCAGACCUGCCGCCUUUCCCUUACUCGCGGCCCCUUCUUACCCUUGGACGGAUUUGGAUCCUGCCCGGCCAGCCGCAAACUUGCCAGCUCCCCGCUCGCUGCCCACAAUUUUUCCAUUUUACAAUCUGUUUUAUUUUGGAGUAUUUCAGAACAGAAAAAUGGUCACCUCGUGUCUCGUCUGAGAAUUGUCUGAUCAGUGACCCAUUCCAGGGGCGUAUAUUUUAGAAAGAGGAGUCUGGGAAAUGUACUAGAUCAGGAGGCAGGCCUAGUCCAGACGGCCACUGAAAUCAUCUUCAGGGGCAGCUGGGUGGCGCAGGGGGUAGAGAGCCAGGCCAGAGACAGGAGGUCCUACGUUCAAUGCUGGCCUCAGACACUAACCAGCUGGGUGACCCUGGGCAAGUCGCUUAAUCCCCACCGCCUAGCCCUUACCACUCUGUUGCCUUGGAACGGAUUCCGCCUAAUAUCAAUUCUAAGACAGAAAAUAAGGUCAGGUUUUUUUUAAGUGAAUUAAUUUCUCUAAGUCUCAGGUUAUUUAGCACUAAACUAAAAAGAGAUUUAUUCAUGAUUUCUUUUUUAAAUUUUUAUGUAUUUAUUCUUUAACUAUUUUUCCAUGUUUAAAUGCAAUAUGUUUAUUUUCUUUCCCUCCCCCUCCCAGAGCCAACAAGCAAUUCCAUUACAAAUGUUAUCCCUUGAUAACCUAUUUCCACAUUAUUGUGCUAUAGAGCAUAGAUUAAUGAUUUCUAAUGGACCUCCCAGUACUAAUUUUCUUUCCUUUUUGUCCUUUGCAUCUUUAUAAAUGACAUCAUUCUGUCUGUUUUGUUAGCCAACAUGAACUUUCUUUUUAACCUGACUCCUGUCCAUUUUACCCAUCUCAUUCGCUGUAUCUGUUCUUCAGUGACUUUCUAAGAAGCUUACUGAGUUCGGGGGUGAAGGAAAUGGUAAGCUAUUAAAUGUUCUAAAUAGCCUUUGUGUUGUGGUUCAGUUCACCAUCUUAAAAGAAAAUGAUGGCCGACAAAAUUUUCAAGUGGAAAAAGAGAAAUGCUUCUAUUUAAAGGACAAAACGUGACAGCUUUGUAAAGAAGGAAAAACAUCACCUGUCUUCAUGAAUGAGUUUAGACAAGGCCACAUCCCAUCUCACGCGUAUACCACAACAUUUUGUCCUGAUCCGGGAAAAAACAAAAUUUUAAUGACAAUUUUGUGGUGCCAAAAGUACUAGUUUGACAUUUUUCCUCCAGCACCUAUUUCUCAAAUGUUCCCCUCACCCACACUAAGUGAUCCAGACACCUGCAUCCAUCAGAACAUCACCUCGUGCCUUUCCACUCGCCCAAGGGAGACACAUUGAAGACAGAAUCCCCAUCUUUUUUUUCCUUCUUUUUUUUUUAAUUUUUAUUUGGUCAUUUCCAAACAUUAUUCAUUGGAAACAAAGAUCAUUUUCUUUUCUUCAGAAUCCCCAUCUUUUUUUUCCUUAUCUUUUUUUUUAUUUUAAUUUGGUCAUUUCCAAACAUUAUUCAUUGGAAACAAAGAUCAUUUUCUUUUCUUCAGAAUCCCCAUCUUUAAGAAGCACAUAGCCAUCCAAUCAAUAGACUCGGACCCAGGGAUGUCCUCACACGCCAUACCCUCUACCCUGUGCCAAUGGCAUGAUUCCAGGCAGGAUUUGAGGAACAUGAUUAUUAGAAUUCCCGGAGUCAGGAAGGCCUGGCACUCUCCCACCUGGAGAAUUAUUAUAAUCAGAAUGCUGUCUGAUCAUGGUUUUCUGGAUGAUGAACUAGAGCAGGAAGAAACUAGAGUCGAGGAGACAAGUUAGAAAACCAACUCAGAGGUGAUGAGGGUCCGGAAUGGUGUGCUGCCAAUAAACAUGGAAAGAGGACAACCGUGGUUGGAAUUCUCCCUUUCUUCUUUGCUCUGUCUGACUUUAAAGUGCUACUAUUAGUAGUUAUUUCACGAGAUGUUUAUGCCAUACAUAUCAUGUAUUUGAUAUAGGCUAUAUAUUUAUAAAACGUUUUGCAAACCUUAAAGCAUGUAGGUCUCAAAGUAUUAUCUCUGGAUCCCUGGGGUUCCCCAAAAGCCUUUCAAAGAGUCCAUGAGGUCAAAACUAUCUUCAUAGUAAUAGUAAAAUGUUAUUCGCCUGUGAAACUAUUUUCCCUUUUCUAACCACAUAUCUGUAUGACGUCAGAUUUUCUUCAUAGACUUCAACCAAAGCAACAUGUCACAAAAGACUGAAUGCAGAAGCAGAUAGGAAAGUCCAACUAUCUUAUAUUAAACCAGAUAUCAAAGAGAUUUGCAAAAACAAAAAAAAAAAGGGCAAAACAUUAACAGUCUUCAAACUAAAUUUUUAGUUUUGUUCUGGAAAUUGCUAUUUUCAUAAAAAUGUUAUUUAUGUUGACAUGUAAUGGGUUUAUUAUUGGUAUUGUACUUUAAAAUGAAUAAAUAUUUGUAAAUUGUUACCAGUUUUAAAAUCAAAUACAGUAAAUUUCAAUAAAUAUAAUCCACAUAAAGAAAA